CUCGGUCGACGGCGGUUCGUUUCGUUCGACAGUAUUUUCGUGGAUUCCCCCAAGUUGAUCGGCGCGCAGGAUUUCCUCGUACAUGACCGGUCGACGGUGCUAGUGCAGGAAAAAUGGUCCGCAGUUUGGCCCAAUGGACGAAAACUCUGAGCUUCCCGGCUAGAAUAUCGCCCAACAAGGCGGCCAAGGAUCGCGUCAACAUCCACCAAGUCAGCCCAACGAUUACCCCGACUUUGAGCAACAAUUCCCUGUCGAAAAACAACGAAAUCAACACCAUGAUGAACAAUCAUGCCUCGUUAAGCGAAGUCAAUCAAAUAUACUCAGACCCCGAAUCGGAAAAGGCUAUUAUGAGCUCGAUAGUCUAUUGCAUUCAUCACAAAGAAGGUUGCAAAUGGUCGGACGAGCUGAGGAAGCUGAAGGGUCACUUGAAUACUUGCAAAUACGACGCCAUUCCAUGCACGAGUAAAUGCGGCGCCCAAAUCCCCCGAGUCCUCAUGGAAGACCACCUCAAGUACACCUGCCCCCAGAGGAGAACGAGAUGCGAAUACUGCAACAAAGAAUUCACCGGACACGCUCUCGAAAACCACGCCGGUCAUUGCGGCUACGAGCCUUUAUACUGCGAGAACAAAUGCGGCAUGAAAGUCCACCGCAGGCACUUGGGCCAGCACAAGAGCGACGGCUGCUCCAAGCGGCUGGUACCAUGCAGGUACUGCUCCAAGGAGUUCGUCGCCGAUACUCUACCGGCGCACCACGUCAAAUGCGGCCGAGUACCCAUACAAUGCCCCAACAGGUGUGACGCGAGCGUCCUGGCGCGCGAAGACCUCGACGCCCAUCUGAAGGAGGAGUGCACGGUGUCGGUGCACGGCUGCCACUUCAAGGACGCCGGCUGCCGCUUCAAGGGGUCCCGCUACGUCAUCGAGAAACACCUGGAGGAGCACUGCCAGCAACACUUGACGCUCAUGUGCAACGUGGUGACCAAGCAACAGCACCAGAUCGCCUCGCUGAAGAGCGCCCUCUCCCGCUUGUCGCUCAACUACUCCGGCACGCUUAUCUGGAAGAUAAGCGAGUUCACGGCGAAGAUGGGCGAGGCCAAGAGCAAGGAAGGCAUGGAGCUGGUGUCGCCGCCUUUCUAUACUAGUCAAUACGGUUAUAAACUUCAAGCGUCUAUAUUUCCGAACGGUAACGGUGCCGGUGAGGAUUCCCACAUAUCGGUGUACAUAAAAAUCCUGCCGGGCGAGUACGAUGCUCUGCUGAGAUGGCCCUUUUCCCAUUCGGUUUCCUUCACUCUGUUCGAUCAGAGCGCGUGCCCGGAGAAGGCGUGCAACAUCGUCGAGAGCUUCAUACCGGACCCGACGUGGAAGAACUUCCAAAGGCCCAGCAUCGAGCCGGAUUCGCUGGGUUUCGGCUUUCCCAAGUUCGUCUCGCACGAGAUGCUCAAGAAGAGGCACUUCAUGAAAGAGGACACGCUGUUUAUCAGAGUGAAAGUGGAUCCCAGCAAAAUAGUGGCGGUGUAGAGAGGGGAUUGGCACGUUGUUGUGCGGCGUUUACCGGUAUUGAUCUCAUUUUGUUGUAAAUAUUGUAAAAAUGCGUGUAAAUUCGACGGAAAUUCAAUGAGACUGGUUGGUUGUAACGUUUGUAAGACUAGUAGUCAUUUAUGUGAAACAUAAAUGUCUGACUAAAUUGAUUAGUGAUGAAAAGAACUUUGUGUUGUAAAAAGUUGUUAGUUUCUUCUUCUCUUAUUUACAUGGCCUCUUGCGAAGUGCCGCAUCCGGCCAGACUUGUUGGUUUAAUUACAAUAGUUGUUUAUUUACCAAAAUAAAUCGUAAUAAAUUUCAUAUAUUUGCUAUAGAAAGUCUGUUGUAGAUAAAACUGCCUUUAUAGUUAUAUUUUUAACAAUUUAUAAAGGCAAUUUGACAGGAUUUUAUGCACAUUUACCUAGAUAUUAUUAAUUUUGUUCCAUUGGAAAACCGGUAUAAUAGUAUUGUACAUUAUAUACAUACGAUUUUACGAUAUUGUUUAUUUAAUGGGGAAGUUAGAAUGCUCAGGACUUGUAAAAAAAUCGUUCGAAAUUAUUUAUGUUUGAGUGUAUUUUUUCAUUUGUGAUAGCUGGAGAACACCAAAGGUUUGUGUUUAAAUACGUUUUUUCUUGUAAAUAAUAACGUUUCAUUUUGAACAAAUUUGUACACUAUAUACCGUGCUA
This is a messenger RNA of Phyllotreta striolata, 2200 nucleotides long. The record is from the annotation of a GenBank genome assembly. NCBI's taxonomy places the organism in Eukaryota, Metazoa, Arthropoda, Insecta, Coleoptera, Chrysomelidae.